AUGUUAGUCCAUCAACCUGAUAUACGCGUUGUCAAAGANAACUCGAUUGAUAGAAAAGAAAUGGUACGAGUUAUUUCGGCUAUGUAUGAUCUCUUAGGCAAAUCCAAAGUUGAUUAUCCACCUGAGCGUUGCGUUGAAGACGUGUUUUCAUUAAUUGAUGUUAACAAUGAUCGAUCAUUAACCAAAGAUGAAUUUAUCGAUGGUGUUAUGAACAAUCCUUAUCUUUCCGACAUUAUCUCACCAUUCAAUGAAUAA
This is a messenger RNA of Adineta ricciae, 255 nucleotides long. The record is from the annotation of a GenBank genome assembly. Lineage: Eukaryota; Metazoa; Rotifera; Eurotatoria; Adinetida; Adinetidae.